This is a messenger RNA of Papilio xuthus (Asian swallowtail), 3313 nucleotides long. RefSeq names its product centriole duplication and spindle assembly protein centrobin (gene Cnb). The coding region runs from base 167 to 2992 and encodes 941 amino acids. Gene Ontology annotation, cellular component: centriole; centrosome. Lineage: Eukaryota; Metazoa; Arthropoda; Insecta; Lepidoptera; Papilionidae. The record is from RefSeq and is a predicted model, not a curated record. The transcript is spliced from 10 exons. Gene Ontology annotation, biological process: regulation of cilium assembly; mitotic cytokinetic process; centriole replication.
CAAAAUCAUAACAAAACGAUAUCGUUCGUUGUUGGUUCAUUGUGUUGAUCUGUUUGUUUAUUAUUUAAUUUCGAAGUUUUCAACUAAAUAUAGUAGUUAAUAUUUGUAACAUAAUAAUUUAUAAUGGCCCAAAUUUUCAAAUAUGUAGAACCGUACAGACCUUGUAAUGAGUGAGACAGACGAUACCGACGUUCUUCUGUUGAUACCGCCGAAUUUUUUCCUGAUUUGCAGUUCGGAAUCUGACAAUUCGUUGCUAGAAUCCUCAAGAACAGUUGUGCACAAACCGGUUUCGCGAACUGCGCAUGUAUUAGGAAAGUUGGUCGACCAAGUGCAUUCCUUAGAAUCUAGGUUAGAUACCUUAGAACUAAACACUAGCACCACGUUUUCUAGUACAAGUUCUAUAAAAAAUAAAACUUAUAACGACAGCUACAGGAGCCUCGACCGUAAGUGUUCAACAUUUCCUCGUAGACGUCGUAGAAAAGUUCUUAGACGAGAUAAGUGUUCAGAUUUAUCUUUGACCAGCUUCGAUUGUAUGAGUUUGCAUAGAAAUAUUCCUAAACUGAAGUUACCAGACACAACACAAAGUCGUAUAUCUGAAACUAUAAAUGAUUCACAAAGUAUGGAUGGAGAUAUAAGCAGUAUAAUCUCAACUCCAAGUAAGACUAAUGAUAAAUUGCUUCUCCAUGAAAUAGACGAGUUUUUGACAAGAGUCGAGGCAUACGAAACACCUGAUACAAGAUGUAAGGGUACAGAAAAACUAAGUCCUGAAAGUAUAAUUGAAGCCACAGGUAGUUAUAUAGCACAACAAUUGGAGACAAAAAAUGAUGAAAAUGAAAUUCAGUUGCCCAGUGGAAGGAAAGUCACAAGUGAAAUUUUAGACAAAUAUAUUUAUUUAGUAAAAAAUAAUGCUCUAUCUGACAAAGUAGUUAGUACAAUAAAGUCUGACCAUAUUGAGAAUUCAAACUAUUCUGCAUCACAGCAAACAAAAACAGAUAUUCAAACUCAAUCAAAAUCACCUAGUGUAAGAAAAUUGAAUUUUAAUGAGAAAGAUGGUCAACCUACAUCUACACCCAAAAAGUAUACUCAUAGUUCAAGUUAUUUUGAAAACUUUAAGCCUUCAUCAAAUAAAAUAUAUGACAGAGCAUCAAAAGUAUUGGAGCAAUAUAAGUCACAGAGUUAUUCACAAAAUGCUCCAUCCUCCGUCACUGACACAAAUGACUAUUUGUCAGAGAAAGGAGACUUUAAAAUGCCCCAAAUGAGACCAUUUGUUAACUCAAAGGACAAAAUGACAGCUUUACAAAUAGAUUCUAUAGAUACAGAUCUUUUAAGCUUAAGUGAACUGUGGGGAGAGAAAGGAGAGCGGCUGGAGAGAGCUGACAGUUUAAAAUUAGAAGAAGAAAGAUUAAAAAGAGAGCAUUGUGAAGUAAUGAUACAACAACUUCAAAGGAAGAUUCUGGAACAGCAGGAGAAACUAGCAGUUGCUAUCCGAGUAGACCGAGGCAAGGACACUGCCAUCAACAAGCUGCGGGAUGCCUGGCUCCGGCUUACACAUAGCCUGGACAAAGCUGAAGAGAGACACAGAGCGGCACUAGAGAAGAUGGUCAAAGAAGUUGAUAACUUUAAAAUGGUGGCCAAUGAUGCUCAGAAGAAAACCAGACACUUUGAAAGUGAACUUUACAAAGCUCUUGACUUAGCGCAUGACUAUCAAGAGAAAUGUAAACAACUUACCCAAGAGAAGAAGGAACUGCAGGACAGUACUGAUAAAGUGAUAGCAGAGAAGGAGGAGGUAUUAAGAAGUAAAGAGAAGGAAAUAGAAAUUGUCAAAGAUAACUGUGAAACAAUAAUGAGACUGAACAAACAAUCUGCUGAUUGUGUUAGGAAUUUAGAAGAUUCUUUAGAAAAGGAAAGAAGAGAACACGAAUUAACAAAGUGUAGAGUCAGUGAGCUAAGUGACAGGAUACAGUCGGAGCAGGAUGAAGCUACCCUCGCACGGCAGGAGAGAGAUGUACUGAAGGAGAAGGUGAACGAAGAGAGAUCCAGAUGCAAUCUGCUCGAGAGACAGUUGUGUGAAACUCAGAAUUUGAAUAGUGAACUUGUAAAGAGAUGUGUAAGUAUUCUUAUAUUUAUUCUAACUCCAAACAAUGAUACUGUAAAGCAGUCUCAAAAAGGUCUCCCUCUCACUGGAGAAGUAUCGAGUAGUCACAAUGAAACACUGGUGCAGAAGAGCGAGGUGCGCGGUCACUACCAGCGCCAGCUAGAGGCGGCUGUGCUGGCCAAGCUGCACGACUUCCAGGCGCAGCUGCAACAAGCACAGCAGGACAUGGAGACGGAGGCACGCGCUAAGGAGAACUCUAUAGUUGAUACAUACAAUGUUCAGAUUUCAAGGAUCGAGGAACAACACAAGCUGGAGGUGAACAUUCUAGAAGAGAAGCAAAAAGAAGAGAUCAAGUUGUACCGACUGCAGCUGGCGCAGGCUGCGGAGAGAAUUGGAUUCCUCGAGAAUAAACUAGAGACAUAUCGUCGUCGACGUGGUCAGAUAGCGUCACAGCUGCACAGCGUGAUGGAGGCUCAGUGGCGACAGGCGCUGCAGAUACUCACCAAUGGCCAGCCAGCCGCACAGACAGCAAGCCAGUCAGCUAGCCAGCAUACCAGUCAAUACAACAGUCUGCCAAACCCGCUGGCUAUGGCCAGUCAUGGGUUCGCUUCCUUAGAUCUAUCAAGACCUGAUAGUGUAUUGGCUGCAACCAGUAACAGCAGACCUACUCAAAAACUUGCAACAGACGGACUGAGUGAUACUGAACUACAGCAGUAUGUUAACAUGUUGCUAUCAAAGCCCGUUAACUUCGAGAGUAACUUAGACACUGAAGGCGAGGACCUGAAGCGGCCCAGCUCGGAGCUGCACGAGCCGCCCACCAGCGACCGCGCAGACAAACACGAGCGCAGAGACAAGACUAGGAAGACUUACAUAUCUAAACCACCCUGGAAAGCGUAGUGAAUGUUUCUGACUGUUUCCACUGAUAAACAUGUUUACAAUACGAAACAGAGGUAAUCUGCAUUUCUGCAAGUGUGCAAGUGAAGUGUGUUUGUGUUAAUUCAAGAUAAGUUGUCAAGACUCAAGAAAGGUACAGACAGGUAAAUAGUUGCUAGUAUGUAUGUAUAAGAAAUAUCUAAAUCCAUGUAUGGAUAUAGCAAGAUAUUUGCCAGGAUUGUGUUACAACCUUCAACUUUUGAUUCCAAGUGCAUAGUUUUUAUUAAUAGUGGAAGAGAAUUGUGUGAAAAAUAUUUUCCGCUAUCCUCAACAAAUAAUAUUAGU